Messenger RNA from Bathycoccus prasinos, 1191 nucleotides. RefSeq lists its product with no specific name. NCBI's taxonomy places the organism in Eukaryota, Viridiplantae, Chlorophyta, Mamiellophyceae, Mamiellales, Bathycoccaceae. The record is from RefSeq and is a predicted model, not a curated record. Bases 1 to 1191 code for a protein of 396 amino acids. The transcript has a single exon.
AUGCGUUCGAGAGCUGCGAAGGCGACGAUAUCGAGCGAUGGUAACGUUCGCGACGAAGAGUACGCGGAAGAAGCGGCGGUGAAAUCUUCUUCCGUCUCCAUAAACGCGCGCUCGAACGAGACGAAUCCAACGACGUGGAUUCAGUUGCUCUGUGUAGGUAUCGUCGUCGGCGUGGUUCUAUCGUCGUCAAAGUCGUCUGCGGCGGCACAGAAAGUACACAGAAGCGUUAAAAAUGCGUAUCAGGCGCAUCAGAAAGCCAAGGAGGGGUAUUUGAAAGCAUAUAGAGCAAUGUAUUUGGAGACGAUUUUGGCGAGUACAACAAAAGAAGAAGAAGAAGAAGAAGAAGAAGAAGAAGACGUGGAAGACAGACAAAAUAACAAUAGUCUUGACGAGUACGGGUUACCUUUGGGUAACUCGUGGUAUUCGCACGUGCACAUUAUGAAAACGGCUGGAUCUUCGUUUGCCAAAGACAUAGCAAGGAGAUAUUACGGCGCCUGCGGGAAUAAAGGCGUUUCGUGCAUGGAAGAAUUAGAAGACACGGAAAAGAUGAUUGCCGUGUAUCAAAAGGACACCUGCUCGACUAAGGAGAAUUCUAUUUGGUCAACGAAAAACGCAGAGAAAAGAGGUUAUCAUAACUGCGCCAUCGUUUCCGAAGAAAUCCAUAUGUCUGAUUGGUCCAAAUGGAUAUUAAACUCAAUUAUUCACAAGAACGCCACGAAAGUUGCAUUGAUACCAUGCAGAGAUCCGGUAUCACACUUCUUUUCCAUGAACAAUUACAGGAAUGCGAACGUGACCAAAAUGUUUGAAGACGGCAAAUCAUGCGAAGAAGUGCUCAAUAAUGAAACCAUAUUCUAUAUACUUGAACCCCAAAGAUUCCAAAUUGACAUGGAUAACCCAACCGCGCCGUGGGAUAAACUCGUGCUGUUCAAGUUCGAUGCCAUCGAAAGCGUUUUGAAGCUCCUGGACAAGCACUUACCGCUUCGCAAUUUUCCUUUGGAGUCAAAGAAAAUCAUGCGAUCAAACAAAGAUAGAAACCCGAAGAAUGAGCAGUUAAACAAGUGCUCGGAGCAUGAUCUCGCUCUGGAGAUGAAAAAGUUAUGGUCGUAUUAUGAAUUUUGUGAAAAGAAUCUUCCCGAGGGGCGAGAUAUUGCAGUCGUGGAAGUUUCGAAAGACGGGAAAGUUUUGAUGUGA